AUGACCACUUCCAUACGACAAGAGGGGCCCAGUGUCGGUGAUGUCGAUCAUAAUAUGAUGGGAAUCGAGUCGAAGGAACUUUACGAAUUCUUACACAAAGUAGUUGAGGAUCAAGAUUUAGAAAUCUUCGAGAAAAGCGAUGCGCGCCUAGUUAUGAAAGACCUAAUACCACAUAUGACUAUUGCGAUACCGGAACGAAUUUUCUCGAUGCCACAGGAGACUUCAGUUGAAUUGCAAAAACGACUGUCAAAAUUAGCGGCACAUUUGGAUUCAAAUUUCUCUGCAAAUGGACAGUAUCCAUUCACCAUGAGGCGUAUAUGCGAAUUAUGUUAUGAUCCCUUAAAAUACUACAAAGUUAAUGAAUUAUCAAAAUUUGUGAAUGCAAUGAAUUCGUGCUGCAUGGUUUCAACAGCCUGGGGAACAUACACUAAAAAAGAGGAAAAAGAUGCUAGUCGUGGUGAAAAUAACAGUUUAAAUGGAUUGGAUCAAGAAGAUGUUUCCUUAACUAGAAUACCAUGGGUGGAUGAAAAGGCUGAUACUUCGUUAGCUCCACUAAUUGCACAAAUUGAUAGUCUUAUGAGUGUAAAUUUUGCAUUUGAUGAAGAUGAAGAAGUUGUUGAUGAUGACGUAGAUUUUGGACCUGGAAGUCAUCGAGAUGAUCAUUUUGAUAUGGAAGCAUAUGGUGGUAGCAUAUUAGAUUGUGACGAAGAAGAUGACGAAGAAGAUGAAGAUUAUGUGGAGGGUUUAAAAUUUGAUGGAGAAGAUAGAGAAGAAGAAGAUGAUGAAGAAGAAGAGGAUGACGAGGAAGAAGAUGAAGCAGAGGAAGAAGAUGAAGAAGAAGAAGAAGAGAAAGAAGAGGAGACAGGAAAACAUGAGGAUGGACAAGAGAUGGUACAGGAGGAAGCAGAAGUACGACAUCAAGAGGCAUACCCGACAAACAGACGAUCGCCAGCAAAGCGUAAGACCACAGAGCUGGAUAACUACGAAUACGGAGAAGAGGGGUCAUUACACGGCUACACAACACCUAAAAAAUUUCGACAAAAUAUUAAUAAUAGUAACAAUAUUAGUGAUGAUCAUCAAGGUAUCCACGAAUCCCCACAAAUCUCAAGAAUACCACAAAAUGAUGGCACACCAAAUUUUUCUCAAGAAGUAGUAUCGCCGGCGGAUAAUGCUGAUGGUAUUGAAACUAAUGGAUCUCACGAGGAUAAGAACCGAAGUUUAAUAGACUCUAAUUAUGAUAAUGAUAUAAGCAGUCCACUGAGCAACAGGACAAGACUAUCUUAG
This is a messenger RNA of Zygosaccharomyces rouxii, 1284 nucleotides long. RefSeq names its product Psy4p (gene PSY4). The transcript has a single exon. Gene Ontology annotation, biological process: protein dephosphorylation. NCBI's taxonomy places the organism in Eukaryota, Fungi, Ascomycota, Saccharomycetes, Saccharomycetales, Saccharomycetaceae. Gene Ontology annotation, cellular component: cytoplasm; protein phosphatase 4 complex; nucleus. Bases 1 to 1284 code for a protein of 427 amino acids. The record is from RefSeq and is a predicted model, not a curated record. Gene Ontology annotation, molecular function: protein phosphatase regulator activity.